Messenger RNA from Hordeum vulgare subsp. vulgare (domesticated barley), 1404 nucleotides. Its product is annotated as RNA-binding protein mde7. The record is from RefSeq and is a predicted model, not a curated record. NCBI's taxonomy places the organism in Eukaryota, Viridiplantae, Streptophyta, Magnoliopsida, Poales, Poaceae. Bases 34 to 1008 code for a protein of 324 amino acids. The transcript is spliced from 8 exons. Gene Ontology annotation, molecular function: mRNA binding.
CCCCCGCCCGUGGUUAGGGUUCGUGCGGUCUCCAUGGCUGGCGCCGGCAUCCACCCGUUUCACCAGCAGUGGCCGCCCGCAGCGGCGGUGCCCGCGCCUCCCGCCGUCCCACCGCCUCCCCCCGUGCCCGGCGCACCCGAUGCCACCGCCCGCCCCGGCUCUGACGAGGUCCGCACCAUCUUCAUCACGGGGCUCCCCGUCGACGUCAAGGAGCGGGAGCUGCAUAACCUGCUGCGCUGGCUGCCGGGAUUUGAGGCUUCCCAGAUCAACUUCAAGGGCGACCAGCCCAUGGGGUUCGCACUCUUCUCCUACGCGCACCAUGCCAUCGCCGCAAAGGCCGUGCUGCAGGAUCUGGUCUUCGAUGCGGAGACCAAGUCGGCACUGCACAUCGAGAUGGCCAAGAAGAACCUAUUCAUCAAAAGAGGUGUGGGAGCUGAUGCAAAUGCUAUGGACCAAAGUAAACGCCUGCGAACUGGUGGAGACUAUACUCAUUCUCCGUAUGCUCCUCCUCCAUUCCACCCACCCCCACCAGCUGUUUCCAUGUGGGGAACUGCAGGUUAUAUGGCAGCUCCGCCACCUUAUAAUCCUUAUGCUGGCUAUCCUGUGCCGCCGGUACCAAUUGCUUCACCUUCUCCUGUGCCAGGCCCAACAGCAUAUGCUCCUGUGCAGAACAUGAAAGAUAACCCUCCCUGUAAUACCCUUUUCAUUGGAAAUCUUGUAGAAACUGUUGUUGAAGAGGAGUUGCGGGGCCUCUUCAGUGUACAACCUGGUUUCAAACAAAUGAAAGUGUUGCGUCAAGACAGGAACACCGUCUGUUUUAUUGAGUUCGAUGAUGUGAGGGCUGCUUCUGCUGUGCACCAUACUUUACAGGGUGCUGUUGUUCCUAGUUCUGGUCGCGGUGGAAUGCGAAUCCAGUUUUCAAAAAAUCCCUUUGGGCGAAGGAAGGACUUAGUUGGUGGCAUGGUCGGCACUUUGAAUGGAGCUCCUGCUUCAGGGGAUGUAUCUUGAACUUUGGCAUGACAUCUUGAAUUAUCAUCUGCAUUGUUUUAGCCAAAUCUGUUCCCAUCGUGUGCGGCAUCAGCAUCUUCAUUGGGUGGAGUUUCUGGGGCAUGAUCAUCAUCUUCAUCAUCUUCACUAAGUGGAUUUUCUGGGAUAUCAUCAUCAUCUGGUAGACAUUGCAUUGUCAUUUCAUUGUUGCGGUGUCAACUUGUUUAAAUUAGCUACUGUAGUUUGAGAAGGCCCCUCUGAAUGUCUCCUAGACAUGCAUUUGGCAUCUGUCAUGAAUAUUUUUAGUGUUAUGUACUUUUUCCAGUGUGCAGUUGCAACAUUUGAUGUGGUCAUGGCAUUGCCACAUUAUGAUCUGGACAUGCUGUAAUAGUAUAACCGAUUUAUUUGGCUUGCUCA